Cantharellus anzutake is the source of this 849-nucleotide messenger RNA. RefSeq names its product signal recognition particle, SRP19 subunit. Gene Ontology annotation, biological process: SRP-dependent cotranslational protein targeting to membrane; SRP-dependent cotranslational protein targeting to membrane, signal sequence recognition. The transcript is spliced from 4 exons. Gene Ontology annotation, molecular function: 7S RNA binding. The coding region runs from base 1 to 849 and encodes 282 amino acids. Gene Ontology annotation, cellular component: signal recognition particle, endoplasmic reticulum targeting. The record is from RefSeq and is a predicted model, not a curated record. Lineage: Eukaryota; Fungi; Basidiomycota; Agaricomycetes; Cantharellales; Hydnaceae.
AUGGCUCAACCUCGUCGCGCAGUUAUUGAAGAACUUGGUGACACUUUUGAUGACGACUUUGACCUACCGUUACCACCGCGCCCCAUCCCACGGCAGGGUUUAGCAUCAAGCGGUUCGGCAUUACCUAGCAUUGGCGGCACCCCAGCAACAUCUAGGGUGAAUCCUACAGACCCUGGCGUCAAGGAGGUGAAUGAUACCACCCCUUAUAAAACGUGGACUUGCGUUUACCCUAUCUAUAUUGACGCGAAGCAGCCGUACGGGACGGGGCGUAGAAGGGUGGCUAGAGAGAAGAGCUGUUGGUGGCCUCAUAGCCAGCUCAUUGCUGACGCCGCGAGGAGUUUGCGGUUACCUGUGUUUCAUGAGCCCACGAAGUGUCAUCCAAGGGACUGGGCGAACCCCGGGAGAGUGAAGGUUCUAUUCAAAGAUGAUGGACGUUUUUCCAAUGCGCAGAUAACGACAAAGAAACAAUUGUUAGAGGCGAUAAGUGUAAGGAUACAGCAGCAGCAAAGGUCACAAAUGCCUCUUUCGGAAUCAAUCAAGCCGUCAUCGCAAACACCUGUCCUGUCGAACAGUGUGUCUGGUUCCAAGCCAUCCAAAGGAUCCAAGAAUGCACCAGCACCACCGCCACGGAAGUCACGCCCUAAGGCUCCAAAGCCGCCAGAGCCACUGCCUCCGAUAGAGGACCGCUAUGGCGGCUAUUCUCCUCUUAUCGAGUCUGGCGUGCUAGUCAAUACAGUUAAGGUGGCUCUGAAGCAGCGGAAAGACGACGAGAAGAAAGCAGUUGAACCCUCGCCUGGCGGCGGCCCCUCUGGUAAAGGGAAGCGGAAGGUAAUUCGUGUCCGGGCCUGA